UCUUCUUUUAAUUCUUCUUCUUACUUAAAACGCCGAGUGCCGCUUUUGUGCAAAUAUCGCGGAGUCACAAAACAAUAGAAAACGCGAUUUAGCCCCCCACAAUCUUCGAGGGACUGCUGCGAUUGAGCUGCGGAUCGUCACCGUUUGCCUUAAUUUGUGGCCUCGACUCCCCCCCAUCGGCGCCACGCCAAGCACUUUGGACGUACCGGAAUAGAACUGACUGCUAUCGAUGGAGGACCGUACGAGCUCUGAAAGGGCAUAUGGAGGCUGCGAGGGCCCCGAUGCCAUGUACGUGAAGCUGAUCUCUUCCGAUGGGCAUGAGUUCAUCGUAAAACGCGAACACGCGCUUACCUCCGGUACGAUCAAGGCAAUGCUCUCUGGACCGGGUCAGUUUGCGGAGAAUGAAGCCAACGAAGUGAACUUCCGAGAAAUACCCUCGCACGUCCUCGAGAAAGUGUGCAUGUACUUCACGUACAAGGUCCGGUACACGAACAGCUCGACCGAGAUACCCGAAUUUCCCAUCGCACCGGAAAUUGCCCUCGAGCUGCUGAUGGCAGCCAACUUCCUCGAUUGCUAGGUGCCACUAAACUCGGCUGGUGCACACAUUUAAUUUGUUUCCCUCCUUUGUAAGCCUACUACUACUACUACUACUACUCCUUCUACAAGACGUAGAGAUCAGACUGUUCAACAGGAACACAAUUCACGUGCCCUGCCCCUCAUUGAUAAAAGAUAUCUGAGACUAGCGACUUCAAAUUUAGCGCUUCAUCCUUCCCGCAACUACACUUCCUUCCUGCAAGGAUGUUCUUCCGCAAAACCGAACCUUUUCAGCGUCACUUUGUUGGUUAGUUCCAUACCGUUGCUCCGUGACAAAUAAACUAGGGUGA
Anopheles darlingi is the source of this 884-nucleotide messenger RNA. It is a transcript of the gene EloC, whose product is annotated as elongin-C. Gene Ontology annotation, cellular component: elongin complex. The coding region runs from base 230 to 577 and encodes 115 amino acids. Gene Ontology annotation, biological process: ubiquitin-dependent protein catabolic process. The transcript is spliced from 3 exons. Gene Ontology annotation, molecular function: protein-macromolecule adaptor activity. NCBI's taxonomy places the organism in Eukaryota, Metazoa, Arthropoda, Insecta, Diptera, Culicidae. The record is from RefSeq and is a predicted model, not a curated record.